Mesocricetus auratus (golden hamster) is the source of this 357-nucleotide messenger RNA. Its product is annotated as 40S ribosomal protein S19-like. The coding region runs from base 1 to 357 and encodes 118 amino acids. Gene Ontology annotation, biological process: translation; ribosomal small subunit assembly. Lineage: Eukaryota; Metazoa; Chordata; Mammalia; Rodentia; Cricetidae. The record is from RefSeq and is a predicted model, not a curated record. Gene Ontology annotation, cellular component: cytosolic small ribosomal subunit; ribosome. Gene Ontology annotation, molecular function: structural constituent of ribosome; RNA binding. The transcript has a single exon.
AUGCCUGGAGUUACUAUAAAAGACUUGAACCAGCAGGAGUUCAUCAGAGCUCUGGCAGCCUUCCUCAAAAAGUCUGGGAAGCUGAAAGUCUGCGAACAGGUGGACACAGUCAAGCUGGCCAAAUACAAAGAACUUGCCCCCUGUGAUGAGAACUGGUUCUACACAAGAGCUGCUUCCAGGGCACGGCACCUGUACCUCCUCGAUGGUGCCAGGGUUGGCUCCAUGACCAAGGUCUAUGGAGGAGAGCAGCGAAAAGGUGUCAGGCCCAGCCAUUUCAGCAGAGGCUCCAAGAGUGUGGCCCGCCGCUUCCUCCAAGGCCUGGAGGGGCUGAAAAUGGUGGAAAAGGACCAAGAUUGA